CCAAGAGCUUCAACGCAUCUUUGGAAGAAGCUUUGGACUCUGGACCUUGGAGACACGCGAUACUGCACCCGGUCCUCAGUUCGACUCGCCGCUUUCAUCUCUCGUUCCUUUGCUUACCUAUGGCAUACCUAUCAACAGACUCUAAUCCCCAGCACCCUUCAGCCCGAUUCCAUAGCCGCUCCCUUCCCGGCGCAGAUACAUAUGUAUGCAGUCCACGAGCUGGAUUUCCAACAACCCUGAGGCGCCGGACGAGUCUCCCACCGAAACCGCCUGUCCCCCAGAAGCCGAUCGCGCGCACCUCCAGACGAUGAACCCAUGGCUGUCGAGACCCGCCGACGAGGCACCCGAAUCUGCCUCCGACCAGCCCGAUACCGAGAUGACAGACGCAGGCGAGGUUGCCGACGUCGGGCCUGAGCAUGAGCAAGUUAGCGACGUCACGUUUCCCCCACCUCCUCCGCCACCCGUCUCAUCGCGACGCCCACAACUCCAGGGAGAUCAAGCAACCCCUCCCGUGGCCCCUGCCCCUCCAGCUCCCAUGCCGCCACCGCCGCCUUCCAACCCUCAACAACCUACCGAUUCUCUAUCCUUAGUGCAACUACGGAGAAUCGUGGCAGAAUUCAAUAAGGUCGAGCCCAUUGCUUACGACUUCGUCUACGAGGACCUAGGCCCUCUCGAAGAAGAGAUCGACGAGUGGUUCGUCUACCAACACGCCCAAUGGGCCUGUCUGAAUGCUGCCCAAGCUGCCUUCCAGUCGCAGUGGGAAUUACACCAAGAUCAGACUUCCUGGGACGGGGCAAGUGAAUCCACAAGACAGAAUUUCGUUCGAGAAUGUCUGGAAGGAGCUCGCGGGGAAGACUCCGCCGAGCGCCUAGAGGCCUUCAAGCCGCUCAUGUACUUGGUGCUUGGCAGAUGGGCCACCACAGCCUCUCCCAUCACAGCGAAGGGUCAUGAUAACGCCAAAACCAGAUCUGCUGCCAGUCCUGGGCAGCUCAAGGCCAUCAAGUCGGCUGUUUCCCUUCUCACAUCCGCUGGCGCCGUGGAGGUCAUAUGGAAAACCAUUCAAAACUGCUUUGAGUUCCUCUGGUCAGAUGAUGUACAACGCGCCCCAAACGACGUCGUCCAGGAUGCCCAAGAGGAGCUUUAUUACUUGGCGACGAUAUUAUACAUCAUCAUCCAGGUUGCACUGGAUAGCAAAGAAGACAUGGAGUCAACUCACGCUGAGCUCCUCCGAUUGAACCCUGCAUUGGUCAACUUCCUGUCGCUUGCUCUUGUCAAGGUCCGGUGGGAUGAGGAUAAACUUCUUCCCAUGAACCAGAUCUUGCUUCUGCUAUGGAAGGCGAUUCUUUUACAAUUCGGCGGCACGAAGGAGAUAGAAGAAACCAAAAACGCGUUGAGCGAAACAGGAAAUGACCUGAAACCCAAGGACAUCAUUACUGCGUCCCCCCUGGACUACCACGUAUUUCGCCAGGAACUCACCUCCAAAUACCCUUCUUACGUCCCGCCUCAGCCCGUCAUUCCUCUCGAGGCUGACAACUCGACUCUACUACCACCUCCCCCGAAUCAACCUCCACGAUCCUCCGCUGCUAACGGCAUCAUCCCUACACCCCCAAACAUGCAAAGCGGCGGCGCUUCUAUUCUUAACCAACCAGUGCACAUUGCAACGCCUGCGCCUUCGCCUCCACCGUCCCCCGGUCUCGGGGGCAAAGGCGGUAAGAAACAAAACUAUCAGACGAACCAGAAUUUUCCUUUUCUGUAUCCACCUCUCGAUGCCACGAGCAAUAGUGCCGGUGGUAAGGGCGGAGCUGGGCUCCAGGAGUCAUUAGUCGGCCGUAAGUGGGAGGGGAGCGACAUCCCCGCAUCCAUCCUUGAAGCGGGGGAGCUGUUCUCAAAGCGGGUUCGGAUGAGCCGAGCCACGAGACAGAUGUGGGAUGCGCGUGAGAAGUUCCUCAAGUCCGAGCGAGGCUGGGGAGAAGAAACGUCGGACGAUGAGGACGUCGAGAGCCUCGAUCUUUCCAAUAUAGACCUCGAAAAGGAUCUGGAUCUGGAUCUCCAUGGGUUGACCCAGGAAGAGAGAGAGUUGAUUCUAGAGGCCAGAGGUGGAAAUCAGCAUCAUGGGAAGAGGAAGGACGACAAGCCGGACAUGCACGGGCCAGACUACGGGCCGAAUCCAGCUGGCAUCAACGAAGAUGUGAAGCGACGGUUACUUGCGGUGGAAAGCUUCUACCAUGAAUUGCUCCCUCAACUCCAAUCCCUGGCCAUCGUUCUUCUGCAGCCGACUUUCUGGACAAUGUCGGUCCUAGAUCAAACAAUGAAAUCCCAGCCGCAUGCGGGAAUGGCUGGGAGAGGCCCUAAUGCAAAUAGCGGACUCGGCAUCACGAGACUGCCGCAGCUGCAAGACCCUUCGUCCGUCGGAGGCGGUCAACAGACGACCGCAACCGCAACAAUGUCAGCUGAGGAGCUUGAUGCAGCGAGGUCAAGGGAAAUAAUGACGAAAGCUUCUACAGGGACUCUGUUGCUCCUGUUGAAAUGGCUGAAGCUAUCACACGUUCUCAAGUUUGAGUAUAUGACGCAGCUCGUGCUGGACCAUAACGGGUUAAUCUUGAUUCUCAAACUGUUUGCGCACCAAGACAUUCAGCAGGUAGUCGACAGCAAGACGGACAGUCUGGAAAACAGCUUCUUCCACUUCUGCAACCUCCGGUCUGAGUCUAAGGAGGCGUCAUCACGAUCAGAGCCAAGUGACAAUGUAGUUGCUGAUGAAGACCGAGCCCGAGAGGAGGAAGAGGAGGAGAGCGAGGAUGAAGCAGCUCCGCCCCCAAUCAAGAGGAAAAGAUCGCCGCCUGGGCCAGCUGUGCUCGAUGUGCAUGAUGUCGAACCCAAGCCGCUGGAGGAUCAAGCUCCUGCUGCUCGGCCUGAAGUCGACGAGUUAGGAUACCCAGUCAACCCGCUCCCAGCGCAGCCGAUUACGGAUUUCUCGAGGAGGAACUUCUUCUCCCUUAUCAACCAUCUGCGCAUCAUGCAGAAGAUCUGCAAGCGCAAGGCCUACCGGAGCCUGAUGUUGGUUCAAAUUAAGUCUUCCAACAUUCUUCGCAAGUCGCUCAAGGUGCCGCAGCCCGAGCUGCGGCUCUACACCCUCAAGCUCUUCAAGAAUCAGGUCCCUUACUGCGGGCGAAAGUGGCGCCAGAGCAACAUGCGUGUCAUCACGGCCGUGUAUCUGCACGUCCGACCCGAACUGCGUGACGAGUGGCUGGCCGGCAGCGAUGUCGACGCUGAGGUCGACUCGGCGCUCCCACUGGAGCAGGCGCUUCGCAGUCUGACGCACUGGUUUAAUGUGCGCAACUAUCCGGACAAGAUGGUCAGCGACGACAACUUGUGGACGGCGUAUCGGGAAGAGCAGGGCUUCUUCACGCGAGAACUUGAAAAACUGGGGAUGAACUGGCAAGAUUUCGGUGCGGACGGUAAUGGAAUCCUUCCAGGUUAAUCACUAGGUAGCCUCGGCGAGGGCGAAGCCCCAGAGGUUUAACUUGGCAAGACGCCUGUGCCAUCCCCCCACGUUGCCGGUGACACUUCAUAUAUAGGCACUGCCCUGCCUGAAAAUAGCGUGCAGUGGCUACGAAGUGCGUAGUGGCGCUUGGAACAUUGCAAUUGAAUAUCCGAUUACAGCAGCGGUGAUCGUCACCAGGACUCUGUGCAUGGGUAUUUGGGUUUGUCGUUUAGGGGGAGUGUAACGGUUAUCACGAAGUGUGAUUUGCUAAGCGACGAAGUCAUUAUUGAAUGACGAUUAAUUAUUACAAAGUGAUAUGAAUAUGAAGCAUAUGUAUGCGUGUUGUUAA
This is a messenger RNA of Sodiomyces alkalinus F11, 3830 nucleotides long. Its product is annotated as N1221-domain-containing protein. Bases 206 to 3478 code for a protein of 1090 amino acids. NCBI's taxonomy places the organism in Eukaryota, Fungi, Ascomycota, Sordariomycetes, Glomerellales, Plectosphaerellaceae. The record is from RefSeq and is a predicted model, not a curated record. Gene Ontology annotation, biological process: cytoskeleton organization. The transcript is spliced from 9 exons. Gene Ontology annotation, cellular component: cytosol.